ACCACACACGCACAUUUUAUACACACACACAAUAUAUGUACUAUAUACUGGGACUCUGCAGUUUGCUGGGGCCUUGAUACGAGUUCAUGAAGUCCUAGUCACCGGGUCCUGGACACUCUCUGCAUGUAUCUGACUGGUCUGUCUGUGUUAGUAAGUGGAUAUUCAGAUGAGAUGCGCUUUAGUAGAUGUGUGGCUUGUGAUAAAUAUUCCUGUGCCGCACGUUCACGCUGUGGUGUUCAUAGAUAGCUGUGACCAGGGGUGAAGUCACCCCAUCGUUCCCACCCUGUGAUGUAAAGGGCUACCUGGGAAGCCAGGCUUCCUGCCUGUUCCAUAAGUUAUCUAAGGUGAGACUAAAAGCGGAGGAGAAGCUGCUAUAAAGUUGCCUUUCUGGCAGCAAGGGCAAGUGACUUCUCUCUCCCAGCCUGCUGAAAGCAGGAAAGGCACCUGGUGGCGGUUGCAAAGUGUUCUUCGUUGCCUUGCUCUUGUUUUUGAACGUGCUUUGUGCUAAAGCCACCCCCAAGGAAAGACACUUCACUAGAAUUUGGGACUUCGUUUUAUCUUUCUUGGUUGGAGUAGCUGCCCUCUAGCUCACCAUACCUGCCUUCUAAGGGAUUACUAGAAAGCUAUUAAAUUUAAAUGUACAUUUAUCUUUUGUACAAAUAGGGCCUGGAUUUUGAGGAUGUCGCUAACUAGGUGAAGCUUUCUUCUGCAUUGAUGGAAAAAAGUGAUGAUCAACAGUGGUACCUCCGUGGAUAAAGCCACGGGCAAAAAUAGUUGCAUGCAGAGCCUGGGUAUAAUGCUUUUUGAUGUUUGCAAGGCAGGUAUGUUCUGCGGAGAUGAAUUACCUGACUUGCUGCUUGUUUCCUGAGAAACGAAUGUCAGAUUAUGGAAGUGUGUUGUGAAUAAUGUGUUUUUUUGCCCUUGCGAUCAAAUGAAGUUGGAGACUGAGGACAGGAAUUAAAGAUGUGGGAACAGCAUGUGUCUUCCAUAGAUGCAGAAGUGAUGCAAAAACAAUGUUUCUUGCCGGUGCUGAAAUGCCUAGUGUUCUGGUAAGUGAGAGGGGUGGUAGAAAUGAGGAAGAUAUUCAGGUUGGUUUUUAUAAGAAGCUACACCAUCGGGUACAUCUUUAUUGUAUAUUUAAAAUAUAUUCCCAAUUAUGUGAGGUUUUAAAUGUGUAGUUUGUGUGAGCAGGUUGGAAUUGCGCAUCUAACUCAUGGUAGCGUUGAGCUGAUGUCGUCAGCGUGGUCCAGGAAAUAUGCGAGAUGUAAAAAUCCUGUGUUGUGGGUGAUGAUCACCUUGUAUUGGACCAGUUGUAUGGUUGGUAUAGACGUAGGCAAGCUUUUGGGUAUCGCGGGACCCUUCCUCAGGCAUCUGAAAUAAAAGGUUUUCUGGCUGUCUUGCCACCUGUAGUUGUCAUUGAAACGGCUCCACUAAUGGUAACAGAGGGUGAAAUUGUAGUUGAGGCAUUGCCUAGGUACAUUUACCACUGUGUUGUCAGGGAGCUGUGCAGCAGGUGAUUCACUUUUUAACUUGGUGCUUGCAGCCUAGGCCCACGCGGUGGCAGGGAAGGUAUGAUUUUCCCCUGAGUUUGUAGCAUCUGUCCACUGUGGGUCAAAGAGUUAAAACUGCAGUUCAGCAAAUCUCCUCCAUGCUGGGUGAUCAGCCCUUUUGCUGCUUUGUCACGGGAUGGAGAACCCAGGGGUAAAUACUGUGCAGCUAAUCCAGGCAGCUCGUCCCGUGUGAAAGGCACUCUGGCAAGGAGAACUGCAGUGGUCAGCUGCUGAAACAAGAAUUUCUCAUUAUAUUAGAUUGACCAAGGAUAUUGGAUCAAAGAAUGUCUAGUGAUCUGUUGUUUUAGACUCUUCAUAAAGGGAAUUAACACAUCCGUAAAUGGAUCAGGUGCCAAAAUUUGCUGGCACAAUUUGGCUAAUUUUUUAGCUUAACAGUGACAUUCAUUUCAGAGAAUGUGUGUCCUGACCGCAGUAGGCAGUUAUGGCUUUGCUGGCCCUUUUAGGAGUCUGUUCCUUAAUCCUAAUGCUAAAACAUAAGGGAAGAAGUGGAUGUUUUUGAGAUGUAGCAAAACAGUUCCUGUCCUUAAUAGAUAAGGCUCAUUUAGUUCUCAGCUGUGUUAAGAAGGGGCCUUCCUAUAUCAUAAUUUGUGUUAUCUGACUAUAAAUGGAGGUUCUCUGUAUUGGGAAUGACAGAUGGGUGUGUGUAAUACAUGGUAACACGGUGGAAUGCCUGUUUUAUUGUGUUAUAGAACAGCACGGGGGUAGGGUUUGCUAGGUAUCUAAAACAAACCAGGCCCUCUAUUUUUUUCUGUAUGAAAUGCGCUAUGCUGACCAAUGGUUUUUGAUAUCUGUUCUAGUUCAUGAAGGCAGCCCGCUUGGGGAGCUUCAUCGCUGUGUCCGAGAUGGCGUGAAAAUCAACGUCCAUAUUCGCACUUUCAAAGGACUGCGUGGUGUCUGCACGGGGUUUCUGGUCGCAUUUGACAAAUUCUGGAAUAUGGCCCUAACAGAUGUAGACGAAACGUAUAGAAAACCUGUACUGGGGAAGGCAUUCUACAAUGAGCCCCAGCUCACACUUACCAGGCUGUUUGACAGGCUCAAACUACAGGAGUCUUCUGAAAAGAAGGGAGCUGAUACAAAGACUGAGCCAGAGGAGACGGCCACAACAAGCGAACCCCAGCCGCUCGGGCGGAAAGUUGGGUCAGGAUGGGGGAGAGCCGAAGAGGAGCGAGAGACGCAGAAACACGUGGGCAGAGGUGGAGAAAAGAAGACAGCAGGUGACAGCUUGCCUCUGGCAGUCAGAAACGAGGCUGACUUGCCAGGCAGGACUGCCCAGACAGAGGGCACUGGUGCAGGAGCUACCACUGCAAGAAGCCAGCCCCGGAAAAAAAAGAGGCCCAAGGUGGAUUAUCAGCAGGUGUUCACACGCCACAUAAACCAGAUAUUUAUCCGAGGAGAGAAUGUCUUGCUUGUCCACUUAGCGCACUGACUUGGCAGGGCUGAGUCAGUAUAUUUAAUCAAUAGCAUGAAUCACAGCUACAGCUCUGGCUAAGCAUCGUUGUGAAGCAGUAUGGUAUUAUAACUAGAUUCCCAUUCUUUAAUUGUAACAGGAUAGGGGAAAUUGCUAUGUCUGUCUUGCCAGGGCAUCUUGAAGCAGUAGCUACCAGAGCAGCCGGUCUUACACCUCUGUCAAGGGGCUUGGGACAAAUUCAGCAAGACACUUCAGUUCUGUGAGGCGAGGGGAAACUGGCAGGAUCUGGCAGGGACCCUGGUCCCUUUAAAGGGCUUCAGGAAGCGUGUCGGGAAGUGAAAUUAGGGUGCUUCGUUUGGAACAAAAAUGUUGUUCCACUUCAAGAACAUGUAAUUUUACACAGUCUAAAAUGAGUGCCCAAUCCUAAAUAUUCUACUUCCUCUAAGUUUUUGCAAAAGCAGUUUUCACUGACAAAGUCAAUAGUUUUUAAAUGCAAGUAAAUGAAGAAUCCAGAGUUUCCCCUUUUACCAGGCCUAGCUUUGCCCAUGCACCCCAGUCCCUUUGUUCAAGCCUGUUGCUAACGAGGACUGAAUUGUGAUAUGGUCUGAGGCAUCUCAGUGAGCACCACCUAAAAUUCCUCUUUAUAUCAGGGAACUGAGACAGGAUUUGUGCUUGCUUCUAAGCGCAAAGCUUGUGCUCUUACCCAUUGUGUCAUGCUGCCUUCCCACGCUAUCAGCAAGCACUUAGCAAUGUCAGUCCAGGAGCUUUCUUCCCUGGAGUUCCUCUGCGAGUGUUAUAAUGGGAGGAAGCACCUGGGAAAUCAGUCUUUUCUAUUUCUUGUUGUAGCGUUAUACACGGUGAUGUACUUUUCUUGUCAGAUUUUUAAAAUAAGUUUUUGUGCUGAGCACAGCCGUACUGUAACUGAGCACCUCUGAGGUUCCCUCUGUUGACACUAGAGGCACCACCUCACCAGCAGGUCUGAUAGGAUCCAAGUCUUCGUGAUGCUUUCCUAUCUCUACAAAUGAUGCUGCUUUGAAUUCCAUCUGAACUGAGCUUCAGAGAUGUGCUUCGAAUUAAUGAAGUAUAAAAAUUAAAGCCAAACUGUAGCAAAAGAGUAGCUUUAUUUUGAUAGCUUUGUUCAUACCUAAACCACUGAAGAGCAGCCAGAGCUGCUGUGUAUCUAAACUGUUUCCAGGAGCCAUUCUUGAGAUCGAGAGUGAGCAGAAACUGCUAGAAUACCCAGUGGGACCUCUAAUUUAUUUUCACCCAUUUACUCAUGUAAUUAAUUCCAAUUAUCUCAUACUAUAGAGCAGCUCCCUUCCUUACAACAAGUAUUAGAUGUGUCCGGAACGCUAUUCAUGGGUCAAGGGGGAGGGGAAAGGAUACCUUAGUGCGUUAUAAUAUAUCUUGUAAUACAUUAUGCAUGACAAAGUCACAAAACUUACUGGUUAUAUUAUCAUACUUCUGCAUAAUCCUCCUGUCUCGAGUACUACGUAAUCACAUUGCUUUUAGUUAGGAACAUACCUGACACUUUUGUAAAUUAUGAAAAUGAUUUAACAAGAGUUUCUGGACACAUGAACCAGGUGUUUUUAAGUGGGAUGGUUCAAAAUUUUUAUGCAGGCAUUGCAGAUAAUUAGGGGCUUAAUGGCUAAUCAGUAAGCCUGUGGGUCUCUAGUUCAGAUUCAUCCAGGGAUGGCAGCAACUGAGUGAAAUGGAAUCUAAUCACAGGCACUGGAGAUUAUUUGGGAACCAACCAAAUUCAGCAAGAUUCUGCAAAUUCAGUAGAAAAAAAAAAGUGCUAUAAUUUCUUAUAAUUGAGCGUAGCCUUGUGACUAAAACUGCCUUCUACUGCCUGAACCAAGACUUUGGCCACUGAAAAUGCUUAUCUCUUUUCAGGCACAGUUCCUCCUGUUUUUGGGUUAUUGUUUUUGCUAUUCUUAAGAAGCCUUCUGUUGCUUCUCCCCUCUCUUCCAACUGCAGCCCCAUAUACCAUCCUGCAUCGCUUUCUAAAAUGUUGGAGCAAAAGCUUGUUCUCUUAUUUGCACGUAAUUUGCUCAGCACGCUCUUUCUGCGCCUUGCCAGUUCAAAUUUCUCUCUGGUCACUUGGCUGAUUACAGGCAUUUCCAGUUGUUUAAACUGGAACUAAAGGCUUCAUUUCUGUCCCUAACUUCAGAUGAGAGUUUGUCACUGCAAUACUCUUUGCUUUGCUUCUGAUCAUACGCUUUCCUGACGCUGCACUCCAGAGACUUUCUUCUUACCUGGUUGAUUUGUUAGGGUAGCCUGAGCUCAUCAUCUCUCUGCUUUUUCCUCUCUAAUAAUGAGUCUCUCUCCAAGAGAGUCCUCUUUUACCCCCUAUUUCUGUUUUUACCAUGGCCCUUACACGAUGCGAUUUAUCUCUGUUUAGACUAAUUACGUGGUGACAUUCAGUGGUGUUUCUCCUUUUCCUUCUACCCAUAAUUCUUUUUCUACCUGCCUCAAUUCUGUUUCCACUUGGAUGAGAGUCACUUGCCUUAAAUUCAAUACGACUAAGAUGAAUGUUCUUCCUUCAGCUCAACUGCCGUUGUUUUCACUCUCUGAUGCUGCCUUCAGUCUAGAUGUUGGAAUGAACUUCAGUCCAGCAACUCUGUCCGCUCUCAUCUACAAGAUUUAACCAGAGAUAUCACCUCCUAAACACCCGCAGGCUUAUUACUUCUCCUUUAGUAAAUCUCCUCACCUCGAGCUGCUUGUUUGUGCCUUAAUUUCUGCAUUGCUGUUGAUUUACUCUUUCCAUAUUUUCACCUUGGACACCCUAGAUGAUUAAGUACCAAGCAACUAGUUCACAUUUUUUCCCCCUAACCCUUCGUGUUGUUCCUUUCUUCACUUCAUGGGAUUCCCAUCGUUCAUGUUGUCUGUUAAACUUCUCUUACGCUCUUGUUUCAAUGCCUGAAUUGCUGUAUCCUCUACUUGUUUUCCCUCACUUUCCUAUCUGAUCCCUGUUACUAUCUCCUUGCUGUUUCUAAAAAUGUUCUUUUUUUUUUUCUCCGCUGUAGCACCAAGUAUCUGGAAUUUCCUUCCUUUUCGCCACCUUUUCUUUCAUUUUUUUAUUUUAAAAUCCAUCUUUCAAGCCAAUUAUUAUGAACCUUGUCUCUUGGUUCAUAAUAAUUUGGUUGUCACUCAGCAAGAAUCUUAGUCAGCAAUGGUCCUGUGUGUUUCUUUUGUAUGUGUUUAGCACUUCCAGUAAAAGUUUCUAUGUAAAUGCAGUCUAAUGCGAAAUCCUGGAAUGAAUUCCUCUACCUCAUCUAAAUCUCUGAAAAGGUAAUAAUUUUGUUUUUUUUUUCCUUCUGUUUCAUUGUUUUUAGAUAUUUCUUUCCUGUAUUCUUCUUCACUUCCCAGGAUGUUUUGACACACAAUUUAAGUUCUUUGUUUCCUACAUGCAGACUGUUUCUGCCAGUCCCCAUAGCAUCGUUGUAAAUGAGACUGAGCAGGCAGUGCGAAAACUUCAGAUAAUAAACAAACAGCAGGAGCUGCUGGGGUCUUAGGAAACCAAGAAUGUGAAGGUAGAAAGUUGGGGGUUAGACUAUCAGCAAUACGCUGAGAUGGAGGAGCGUAGCGAUUGCACUCUGUCUAGCUCCUGUGAACAGUCUGUAUGAUCGGAUAGCAGCACUACACGGUGUGUGAAACACACUGCCUUAAGAAAAGUGUCAUGGAAAGCUUGGCAAUUAUUAGAAAUGGUCCUAAAAUACAAAGAAAACAUGGAUUUUUUUUUCUAUCAGCUGUAUUGGUGAUGAAAGGUACUGGAAUUGAACUGCGAUGUCACAGUAAUGUCGAAUAUGUUGUAAUCCCUUAUUUAUUUAUUGCCAACACAACCUACUUCAAGAAAAAAACAGAAACCCAACCCACAACAUCUUUUCAAGCACAACUGGUCUCUUAAAUUAAAGCCUUGUAUCACCUGGGAUAGGAACUGCAUUCGCUAUAGUUGCACUUGUGCAGAGACAGGGGGGUCAGUAAGCAGAUUUGUAAUGUAGGUUGGGAAGGAUAGUUUGAAAUCAGGAUCGUGUCAUUAGCCUGGGGAAAGAGAGGAGUAAGAAUAACCCUACUUGGCAACUUCUGUGUUUAAAUAUGGUUAUGGGUACCAUGGUCUUGGUUCCCUUUGUGGAAAGGGCAGUAAUGGUUUCCUUCCAGCAUGCCAGACGGUGCUUAAGCCUGGCUCUAGCAUUCAGCUUCCUUAUUCUGAAGGAAUGUGGCCAACUGUGGUAGAAAGUGUCAAGUGUUUUCACAUCCUCCUCCAAUUAGGCUAGCCUCUGUCUAGGUUGCUGCCUAAAGAUUUUCACUGAUUACCAGAGAGAGCUACUCCCUUCCUGCCUCCCUCUCACUGAAAAUGCAGGUGUGUGUUUACUGUCUCUUUUGAGCCGUUCAUUCUCCCACGAGGACAAGGGUCACUGUUUCUGAUUGUGGAUUUUCCCUGGGCUCCACAAAUGUUGGAAGCAGGCGCCGAUCUGUUGGUAGGAAUAGCUCCCUCCUCACCUCAAAUGCUAUCAGGUCUUGUUCUGAUCUAGACAAAUAUCCCUCCCGCAGGGAUCACAGAGUGGAGCAAGCUUUAAGAUCAGACUACAAGGCAUCAUAAGUCGGUAUGCAAACUUAGCUGUUCUGCCUGGCUUUUAAAGGAUAUCGCAGCAUGGAGGGGAUAUGGCCAAAAAUCAACUAAUUGGAGAUGUGAAGUCAGUGCACACUAGGUGACUUUCGUAAUCAAAAUCCUCUUCAGGUCAUGCAUGUACUCCUUGAGAUUUGCAUCAAAAUCUAAUGGCAUGCACUUGAGUAGUUGCAGUUGUAGGUGUAUUCCUGAGAAGGGGCUAUCUAAGCAUACCAGCAAACUACGCGGGCAGAUCAUUUUUGGGAGAUCAUGAAAGAAAAGUGUUAAAGGCUUGGAGACAUAUUUCCCUUGUUACAGACAAUAGAAAAGAGGUUUGGGAGCAUCCUGCCAAGGGGAAAUUCUUCUUUCGAGGCUACAGGUUUUUCUUCAGUCUCCUGGUUUGAUAGCAGCUAUUUUAGAGGAGUCUGGGACCAACCCACGUGUUCAGUAUACACCUGUGGGCAGGUGUGAGGGAGCACAUGGGGCUGGAGGGCUUUCCCCAGGGUCAUUCAGUGUGCAGCCACUUGGGCCUUCACGCCAGACGGGUGUCAGGGUAAGCAAGGUGUCCCCUGCAUGGGAGCAAUGUCGGCUCACCUUGAGAGGCUCUUAAGGAACGCGUGUUUUUAGGGGCUCAGAGAAGCAAGCACGUGGAGGCUUCCCCGGCUGCAUAGCUGCCUGUAGCAGGGCAUAGGACGCUCCUACCUCUUCAGUGUCCUACUUCUACCAGGUGCUUGAGCCUUGCCUGAAGGGGAAAUGUUCAGGCAGAAGUCAGGACAGGUGUGUCUCAUUUGCAUUAGCUGAGGGCCAUGCAGUUGGGUCUGGAGUGCUCUGCCAGGGAGGAGGCAGAAGCGGACUGAAGUGUUCCCUGCGAUGUCUUCCCAACUCAUAAGCUUGAGAGACUUUAAUCUGAGGUUUGUUCUCCUUUAUUUUGGGGCUUUUUUUCCUGUUACCGAAACUGUUAAAUGCCAGGAGUUGGGGCAUGGGGCAAGGGUAACUUUGGACUUCCAUCAGAAAGGAAUGGGAACUUCACUCAGUUACAGUGCCUUAAAACCUUGUCCAGGCCCUUUGUCUGACCGCUGCGGGAAAGACGAGUGGCUGCUACAUACUUUGAAAGUAGGGGCUCAGCCUGGGCAGCUAAUACGGCGAGUCCCAUUCUCUCAAGGUGUAGAUCAUCCUUGAAGGAAACACCCUGUUUUGGAGGCGUAAGAUGAUAUUUCCCUUCUUCUGACUUGACGCCUGGACCCCAAGACAAAAAUGGCAGCUGCUGGAUGUAAGCAAAGGGGUUGAAGUUCACUAGGAGAGAACAAAUGCCCAAAGUCCAGUUGUUUGCUGCAGGUAUCCCACCCCCAGGCUUCCCUGCCUGGAUAGCUCUGCAUCUGCCCUUAUUCUAGCCUUGGGAUUUCUUGACUGCCCCAGUCCUGUACUGGAUGAUGAGAAAGCUAGCCAUGAUUAGAGAGGAGAGCAGCUUUCUUACCUGAUAAAACUGGUUUUCUUUGACUUGUAUAACUCCCCAGCUGUUGCCUGCAAGCUUUAACAUAAUCUGGUCCAAGCUGGGUGGUUGACACUAGGCAAUGCAGGGACAACUAAGGGAGCAAAUGAACUCUGAUACUUCCAUGACGUUAGCUCUCUGCAUAUUUUACAGCGCAUGAAAUGCAGUGAUUCUAGGGGGGCACAGCCAAGCCCUGCCAUGCUAACUGGCAUAUUUGAUUCAGCCUCCAAAAUUUGCAGAGGAAACCCUGUUGGGAGAAGAAAAACCAGGUAAGCAACCUCUCUCUUUUGCACUGGGGUAGGCUGGAGUCUCGGUGAUUCUUACUCGUUUCCUGGGGGCGGAGGAGAAGGGCCUGCUGGAGUGGAGGAAUAUCAGAUGGCUCGGCUCCUGAUGUUUACAAGCCCCUUUAGAUGUCACCGUAAGUGUUCUUGCUCUUAGGUGACAGAAGUGAAAGGCUGUCAAGGAAGGAAAAAUGGCUUCUGAUGUUCCUGGAUAGCUAUUUUAUUAGCUUCUAGCUUCAUAGUAUACAGUAGGACGACUUAGCUGAAGAAAAUUAGUACACCUGAGACUUUCAGUCUGUCUUGUAUUCGUUUAGAGUGAAGAGGAGUUUGAUCAGUUUGUGUAAAAACAUAUCCAUCCUUUUUUCCUCUCAAAAGAACGGUGCUCUCCCUCAGGAAAAAAAAAUGAAAGCUGCUCCGGCUCCUUUAGCAAUCGCUUUUGAUUUUUGCUGCUUCAGAGCAAAGUGCAGCUGUAUCAUUGUAUCUUCCACUCUAUAGAUCGUUUUAAGUUUUAGGAAUGGAGAGAAACGUUCAACUUCUUUAAAAACCAAAAGGGGCAUUAUUUGGGGAGUUGACGGGCUGACCUUCGUUCAGAUGGUUGCAUGCGUCCGGCAUAACUGCAUGGAUUGGGACUUAUUAACCGGUUGCAAAUGUGUAUAGCUAUAUAACUGAAACCUAAGGAGAUGGCAUGCGCUACCCCGCCAAAUGCAGGAGUGAGAGUUGGGUGCUGACGAGUUGUAAUCCCACAACUGCCAUAAACUCUCUGUAUGGCUUUGGCAAGUCGCUUCUGUGCUCUCUCGCUUUCCACAUCUCUAGGACGAGGGCGAUACUUGCCUAUCUCACAAGAGCGUUGUGAGGAUCUAGCACUUCACAAGUGCUGCAUAGUAAUAUCAAAACCAUAAUGCAUCGAUUCCAGAGCGUCUGCCCUCUUCCAGCACUUAACCUUUAGCCUUGUGUCUCAGCACACUAGAAACGUGCAGGUGUCAGGUGUAUUCAUGCACUCGAGUCUUGAAAUGACUUGUUUGUACGUGGCUAGACCUGGGUUGGCUGCAGAUUUCUACUUGAUGCCUGAAGAACCGUGAUCUGGUAAAACCGUCAUGGAUGAGCAUAUAACUUGCUUCGAAUGAUCUCUGUCUUCCUGAUCUUUGUAUUAUUUCUUGGAAGGAAUUGCUUCUAUGAAUAUAACUGAAUUUGCAUUACUAUGCUUUUGAGAGAGAAAUAUUUGUGUACAAAGUGCUGAAACUGCAAUGCAAUAAAUAUUUCGGUGUAACAGGUAGUUUGAAGGUUAUUUCUUGGUGCUUUGUUAAUUUGUGUAACGAGCCGUAAAGGGAAUCGUGUGUUUCUUGUCCCGGUGGUUUGAGUAGAAGACUGGCAGUAGAGACCAUCGUGUCCCAGCUCGGCAGUUGACUUGUAUGAUUCAGGCAAGCCUUUCUAACCUUCUUGUUCUAUGGUUUAUCCAUUAUCCAACUGCAAAAUGGAGAUGUGGGUACAUACUGUUUGUGAAGCACGCUGAUACCCUGGGAUGAAAGAAGCUAGUUAUGCGAGUUCAGCUACUCCCUGCAAGGCAGUGCCCGAGGCUCUGCUGUGCAAAUAUGGAGCAAAAUGGUGGAGUCUAUAAAGGUCUGUUUGUCCACACUGCAACUGCACAGCCACUGGGGAUGCACAGGUUUCAUAUAUAUAGAGAGAGAGAGAGACUCUGUUGCUGGCUUUCCUCCAUCAGUUACCUGCUUUUGAGGCUCCAGACCAUAAGCAAGACUAUUAAGCAUCAUCCAGCUUGUGCUGUUUACUCCUAAAAGGCCUUAUGGAGCUGGGUACCUAAGCACCUGUCAUACCCUACGGGUGUAAGUGUUUUGCAGAAUUAAGACCACCAUCCAUAGUCUACUAUUGGCCUCAGGUACUUGACAAAGCCCUGGGUCUGUCUGUAUUGAUUUUGUCAAUCCUUUGAGGAGCUGCUGGACUGUGGUGUUUUCAGAGAUCUUUCUCUCUCUCUGCUUUCAUGCCAUUUAGUUCAGAUAGCUGCAUAUUUGUUAAAAACCUUAUUUCAUUAUUGCAAAGUUGGGGCCUGUUGGGAGGGGAGGGGGAAACAAAACUCCAGUAAAAAGCCAGUAACUUACAAUAGGAGAAUGAUGCGAGUCUGGCUGGGUUCACAGUGAGCACUCCAGGUCACUGACUUUCAUUUAAAUUAAAAAGCAUUGCAGGUAAUCAAGGUAAUCGCCUCCCAGAAACUCCCCAUCUUAUGCAAGGAGUCGGCUCUCUUUUUUGCGGGUCUGGCUCCACCUCUGCAAGUCCUGCGAGCUGAGUUACAGCUGUCAGCACCCGUGCAGCCCGUUCUUUCUCCGCAGAUACGAUGCUCUUUCAGGCUUCAGUUCAGCACCCUCCACUUGCAACACGCGGGCAGUGUCCAUUGACUUCAGGGAAAUUACUUUAGCAUGUGCUUAACUUAAGCACUCCAACACCUUCCCACACUGCAGCCUUGAAGCAGGAAGAGCAGACAUGAAUUGCAAUAGUCCUGACUUCAACUGCGGGUAAAGACAAGUGUGACAGUGCUGCAAAUAGGGUUGGUCUAAUAAAAGAUAUCAAAUUCACCCAAGGAACCUUGUCUGCAAAUAGAUAAGGCAUUCAAGAAGACAGAGCUACCUGCCUAUCUACCUACUUAUAGCAACCUCUUUCAGAAAAAAAAAAUACAUUUGUUAAAAUUUGGGAUUAUUUGCUUUGUUUUUCAGUCCCUGAAGUUUCCCUCCCCUUGAACUGUGGUCAGAACUGCACAAAUUAUGGCAAAUGAGAUAUUAAUUUUACCGAAUAAGCAUGUUUUGAUCUCCACUCUGUGUUCAUGAGUCAGGUUGGGGAAAAAGAGGUAGCCUUCAGCACCUGCUCUUAAUCUGUGUGUGUGUGUGUGUGUGUGUGUGUGUAGGGGGGUAUUUCUGCUAAAUGCAGUGAACAGCAAAAUAGUUCAACAAUGGUCAUAUUUUUCAAUGGCAUGUUUCAGAGCUAAUAAAAAAGCAGAUAUGAACUGGAUAACAAAUAGCAGGAGCACCUGAUCUGAGCAGAAGAUCCAGCCCAAUUAGGCUGAUUGCAAGUGAGUGGCCACCUCCUCCCUGUUUUCAGAUGUAUUGAGACAGCGGCGCGCUGGGUCAUGUUCACAAAGUUUUUCUUUCUUAGCAACGAAGCCAGAAACUUAAGGUUUCAUUAAAGGAUGGUGAUUUUUUUUUGUUACAAGCUGCUGGGUGCCGCGGAGAAGGGCUGCAGCGAGGAGCUGUCUCCGUGACCUUUGCCUGUCCCUUGCGCUUCUAUCACCUUCCCUUGUGCUUUGUUCAGUGCCUGGCAAAUAUAAAAACAGAUGGUUUUAAUAUCACCACCAAUCUCUUCGGUGGGCUAGUCGUCUCUGCUGGGCUUCGGCUCUCGAGCGUAAUAGAUUGAGAUCGCAUUUAAUUUGCUUGCCUCUGUAUCACUCUGGCACUGCCACUGCCUCCCCACCCUUGUUUUAUUGUGUCACUAGCAACCGAGAGGAGUCUUCUCCAGGUCACCGGCUUCAUGCAACGCAGCUGGGCAGCGGGGCGGCUCACCUCGUAGGAAGUUGGUGCCAGCGGCUGGCCCGGGCCUGCGUCCACAUCUCCCUGUAUGGAGGGUAUGCCUCUAACUAGCAACCGCACUGUUCAAACAAAGCCCCCUGCAACAUUUAGGGCUUUGGAUUACUCUUUUUUGUGGUCAAUAACUUCUUAAGCCAAAUAAUUCACAGAAGUUUCUCAUCAGAUCAUUGGGUCCAGCCCCCCUGCUCUGGGCAGGGAAGCGUGCUGGGGUCACAGCAAGGCGCGCGUCCAGUCUCCUUUUGAGGAUCUCCAGGGUAGGUGCCUGCAUCGACAGGAACGGGACGAGAGCUCAAGCAGGAUGGCAUUGCCUCUGCUGGGCACCGCGCGCAGGCUCAAACAAGGGAUAUAUGAGCCAUACCCUGGGGGCGCGGGGACCCCUAUAUCAAUUUGUGAGACUAUUUUGUAUGGGGGGGAAGGCUGAAGGAUGCUUUGCCUGUUUACCUCUUUCAUUGCAAGAGGAUGCACUUCAGCUGUACUCCACGCUGCAUCUUUAAAGUCGAUUGCAAACACCUGUCUGUUUGCUUCCUUUCCCAGCUCUGCCUGGGGAAGGAGGGCUGGAAACCUUUGCUAGGGGGUUUUAUUACAAGAAGACUUCUCAUAUCCCACUAGGUGGCAGUGGCUGAAAGAGAAAUCCCCGGUUCGAAUCACAGCAGUGAGUUAGUGCUGAAUACUUACAGCCCCAGAGCCGGCAAUAAGAGACGCACGCCAUAUAACAAGCCCCAGCGACAACAUUGGCAUGUCCCAUCGAUACUGAAUAUAUUCAAUUGGCGGCCCCGGGGAAGCCAGCUGCGCGGAGGAACCCGUUCAGAAAGCAGCUUGGACUCGCAGCCGGGGGGGAACGGCAGUUUCUUCGGUAAACGUGAUACCUAUGCAGGUGGCAAAAUUGAGUCUAGGAACACUAUGUAAGUGGAAGGAGCUUGCUGAGGCAUUUUGGGGAGAAACUGCUAUUAUAUCUCAUUGGAAACUCAGUGCCAGCCCUUGAGUAACUUGCUCCGUUUGCAUUUAAGGUAGCCUAACAUCAGCAGAGCACGGCACUGCCUUUUGCCACAGGCCCUGGGAGAUCAUAGACCCAUAGAAAAUGAGAGUUGGAUGGAAAUCGCAUCUAAUCCAACCCCCCGCUCAAAGCCAACGCCAUCAUCCCAGCC
Messenger RNA from Alligator sinensis (Chinese alligator), 14087 nucleotides. RefSeq names its product LSM11, U7 small nuclear RNA associated (gene LSM11). Gene Ontology annotation, molecular function: U7 snRNA binding. Lineage: Eukaryota; Metazoa; Chordata; Crocodylia; Alligatoridae. Gene Ontology annotation, biological process: mRNA 3'-end processing by stem-loop binding and cleavage. Gene Ontology annotation, cellular component: U7 snRNP. The transcript is spliced from 3 exons. The record is from RefSeq and is a predicted model, not a curated record. Bases 2329 to 2997 code for a protein of 222 amino acids.